Suricata suricatta (meerkat) is the source of this 3816-nucleotide messenger RNA. It is a transcript of the gene LARP1, whose product is annotated as La ribonucleoprotein domain family member 1. Gene Ontology annotation, molecular function: RNA cap binding. The transcript has 18 exons. The record is from RefSeq and is a predicted model, not a curated record. Gene Ontology annotation, cellular component: cytosol; cytoplasmic stress granule. Gene Ontology annotation, biological process: positive regulation of translation; mRNA stabilization. NCBI's taxonomy places the organism in Eukaryota, Metazoa, Chordata, Mammalia, Carnivora, Herpestidae. Bases 177 to 2864 code for a protein of 895 amino acids.
AUUCUGCUCCAGCUAAGGUGGUGAGGGCAGCAGUUCCUAAACAACGCAAAGGCAGCAAGGUUGGUGACUUUGGAGAUGCAAUCAACUGGCCCACCCCUGGAGAGAUAGCCCAUAAGAGUGUGCAGCCACAGCCCCACAAGUCCCAGCCUGCCCGGAAGCUGCCCCCCAGAAAGGACAUGAAGGAACAGGAGAAAGGAGAAGGGAGUGAUAGUAAAGAGAGCCCAAAAACCAAAUCGGAUGAGUCUGGGGAGGAGAAGAAUGGGGAUGAGGACUGCCAGCGAGGGGGCCAGAAAAAGAAAGGGAACAAACACAAGUGGGUUCCGUUGCAAAUAGACAUGAAGCCUGAAGUGCCCAGAGAAAAACUGGUCUCGCGCCCUGCUCGCCCGCCAGAGCCUCGACACACGCCUGCCACCCGCGGGGAGAUCAAAGGGUCUGAGCCUGCCACCUACGUGCCCGUGCCCAUGGCCCCCCCCACCCCAGCCUGGCAACCAGAGACCAAACCGGAGCCUGUCUGGCACGACCAGGAUGAGACAUCGAGUGUGAAGAGUGAUGGGGCUGGUGGGGCGCGGGCUUCCUUCCGUGGCCGUGGACGGGGGCGUGGUCGCGGCCGGGGACGCGGCCGGGGUGGCACUCGAACCCAUUUUGACUACCAGUUUGGCUACCGAAAGUUUGAUGGUACAGAGGGGCCUCGCACCCCCAAGUACAUGAACAACAUCACCUACUACUUUGACAACGUCAGCAGCACUGAGCUUUACAGCGUGGACCAGGAACUGCUCAAAGACUACAUCAAGCGCCAGAUCGAAUACUACUUCAGCGUGGACAAUUUAGAGCGAGACUUCUUCUUGCGGCGGAAAAUGGAUGCUGACGGUUUCCUUCCCAUCACCCUUAUUGCUUCCUUCCACCGAGUGCAGGCCCUUACCACUGACAUUUCACUCAUCUUUGCGGCCCUAAAGGACAGCAAGGUGGUGGAGAUCGUUGAUGAGAAAGUCCGCAGGAGGGAGGAGCCAGAGAAGUGGCCUCUUCCUGGUCCCCCAAUAGUGGAUUACUCCCAGACCGAUUUCUCCCAGCUUCUCAACUGCCCCGAGUUUGUGCCCCGCCAGCACUACCAGAAGGAGACAGAGUCCGCACCUGGUUCUCCCCGCGCAGUCACCCCAGUGCCAACCAAAACAGAGGAGGUCAGCAACCUGAAGACACUACCCAAGGGCCUGUCUGCCAGCCUGCCUGACCUGGAUUCUGAGAACUGGAUUGAAGUGAAGAAGAGGCCACGACCAUCCCCAGCACGACCCAAGAAGUCCGAGGAGCCCAGGUUCCUCCACCCGACCUCUCUGCCUCAGCAGCUGUCCUCUCAGCAGCUGAUGUCCAAGGAGCAGGAUGAGCAAGAGGAACUAGAUUUCCUGUUUGACGAGGAGAUGGAGCAGAUGGAUGGGAGGAAAAACACCUUCACCGCCUGGUCUGAUGAGGACUCGGACUAUGAGAUUGAUGACCGGGAUGUCAACAAGAUCCUCAUUGUCACCCAGACGCCACCUUACAUGCGCCGGCACCCUGGGGGGGACCGCACAGGCAACCACACCUCUCGUGCCAAGAUGAGCGCGGAGCUGGCCAAGGUCAUUAACGAUGGGCUCUUCUACUAUGAGCAGGACCUGUGGACUGAGAAGUUCGAACCUGAGUAUUCCCAGAUCAAGCAAGAAGUUGAGAACUUCAAGAAAGUCAACAUGAUCAGCCGGGAGCAGUUUGACACACUAACCCCAGAGCCCCCUGUGGAUCCCAACCAGGAAGUCCCUCCUGGGCCACCCCGCUUCCAGCAAGUCCCCACCGAUGCCCUCGCCAACAAGUUGUUUGGUGCUCCUGAGCCCUCCACCAUAGCCCGUUCUCUACCAACCACUGUCCCGGAGUCGCCAAACUACCGCAACGCCAGGACCCCCCGCACUCCUCGGACACCGCAGCUCAAAGACUCAAGUCAGACAUCACGGUUUUACCCAGUAGUGAAAGAAGGACGGACACUAGAUGCCAAGAUGCCUCGGAAAAGGAAGACGAGACACAGCUCGAACCCGCCCCUGGAGAGUCACGUGGGCUGGGUGAUGGAUUCCCGUGAGCAUCGGCCCCGUACUGCUUCCAUCAGCUCCAGCCCAUCAGAAGGGACACCUGCUGUUGGCAGCUACGGCUGUACCCCUCAGUCAUUGCCCAAGUUCCAGCAUCCUUCCCAUGAGCUGCUCAAGGAAAACGGCUUCACACAACACGUCUACCACAAGUACCGUAGGCGCUGCCUUAACGAGCGGAAACGCUUGGGUAUUGGCCAGUCUCAGGAGAUGAACACUCUCUUCCGCUUCUGGUCCUUCUUCCUCCGAGAUCACUUCAACAAAAAGAUGUAUGAGGAGUUUAAGCAGCUUGCUCUGGAGGAUGCCAAAGAAGGCUACAGAUAUGGUUUGGAGUGCCUUUUUCGAUACUACAGUUACGGCCUGGAAAAGAAGUUUCGGCUAGAUAUCUUCAAGGAUUUUCAGGAGGAGACGGUGAAGGACUAUGAAGCUGGCCAACUCUAUGGGCUGGAGAAGUUCUGGGCCUUCUUGAAAUAUUCCAAAGCCAAAAAUUUGGACAUUGACCCCAAACUUCAAGAAUACCUCGGCAAAUUCCGACGUCUCGAAGACUUCCGAGUGGACCCCCCCAUGGGUGAGGAGGGCAACCACAAGCGACACCCCAUGGCAGCAGGAGGUGGCGGCAGUGAGGGCAGGAAACGGUGCCCUUCCCAGUCUUCCAGCAGGCCCUCCACCAUGAUCAGCCAACCCCCCACACCACCCACUGGUCAGCCCAUCCGGGAAGAUGCCAAAUGGACAAGCCAGCACUCGGACACACAGACUUUGGGAAAGUGAAAAGCCCCUUAGCCCUGGGGUUUUAGAGAGGGGUGUGGGGGGGUUGGGUGAGAGUCCACGGGGGUGCCCAGUCCCAGGAGAGGGGACAGAGAAGGGACAGGCCUGGAGUCAUUAGGUUGGGCCUUUGUGCUGAGUGGCAACACAUACACCAUUUGGGCUAUCAGAGGUACCCCUGGGCAGGAGCCUCCACACACCCCCUUCCCCUCCUCUCUCCAUGACUCUUCUUCACAUCCUAGCUUCUUCUAAGGGGGGGAGGGAAAGGGGGGAGAUUUUUUAUAUAUAUAUAUAAAUAUAUAUAUAUAUCAAGUUUUAAAUUAUUGAUAGUUCGUCUGGAUUACCAAAAUCACUCUGCAGCCCUGCCCGCGGCUGGUAGGCCAUAGCCGUGGCUCCCACCCACAGCCUCCUGCUCCCCCUCAAGCCAACUAUGCAGCCCACGAGAAGGCCCUGUGGGCCCUGUCGCCCAGCACUGUCCCAUGGAAGGCUCUGGCAGCGUCUCUGGGCCCCACGAGCACUGGCCCCCUGACCAUCUGGGGCGCACCAUCACCAUGUUCUCCCCCUGCUGUCCCCACCACGCCCUUCUGCCAUCUUCUGGGAGAAGGAAACCAAAGGAUCUAGAAGUGGGGGUGGGGGAAGGUUUCAGCCUCUCUCCACUCCCCUCUCCCCAUGCCCCUUACUCCCCAGCCCAGAGAGACGCUGCUCAUACCAGAAAAGACUAUUGAAAGAUGAUUUAUUUUAUUUUUCUCUGACCUUUCCAUCCUUGGAAAAAAAUGGAAAAACAAAAAAACAAAAAACAACAAAAAAAAAAAACCAAAAAAAAAGACAAAAUCGACCAUAAAAGACCAAAAAAAAAAUCAGAAAACCCCCACCUAAUCCACAGAAAGUGAUGUCUUUCCCCUACCCUUGGAUUUUGUUUUGUUUUGUUUGUUCUUGGAAAUAAUAUUUUUUUAAAAGU